AUGUGCCGAGGCAGCUUUAAUGGCCGUUUGCCUGACCUCUCCCGGCCCCUGCGCAGGGACCCCGGGGCGGCCUUGGGUGCUGCGGGUUCCACGUGUUCCCAGGCCCUGUGGCGCCCAGGCUGGCUGAGACCCAAGCACCCACAACCCCUGCCCAGGGCCUUAACUGCCUGUUUCCAGCUGAGGAAAACCAAGUACAUCACUGAGGGCUUUCUAGAAAGCCAUGGAUGCCUCACGUUUGAGGCCUCCCCUCUUCUUUCCGAGAAGGUGGUUGCUCCCACACCGCGAAGUGCUUGUGGUCGGGUCCCGGGAGGCGGAUGGUGGCGGGCCAUGGAGUUGCGGAACGGUGACGGCAGUCCGAGCGGAGCACUGGCGCCCACCGAACCGGCUCCGGCCUUGGUGACCCUGGCGCAGCUCCUGCAGCUGGUUCAGAAGGGCCAGGAGCUCCCGGGUCUAGAGAAGCCUCACAUCACUGUGAUCCACGGCGAACCCACGGCGUCGCGGCUCCCCCGGAGGCCCAAGCCCUGGGAGGACUCGGGCUCGGCCGCAUCAUCCCGCAUCACCGCCCUAGACGCGCGCAUGCAAUCCCUGACCAUCGAGGAUCCGGCCCUGGGCAGGCCAGCGGCCCAACUCGGCGGAGGUCCCGCGGGUUCCUGAGCUAGAGCGCGUCUGCAGCCAUGAUCCGGAGGGCGUGACCGGGUCCUGCAUGAACCUGAGGGUCUGGACAGCUGCCUUUACUUAUCUUUGUGCAUCUGCUCUGACAUGUCUCAACCAGACCCAAUCCUCCCGGGAGACAAGUGUUGCCCAGGAAUUUCAGGGUUGGACGCGAAUUUCAACUUUAUAUCGUGUUGUAAUUUGUCUGUGUAAUUGAAACAAGUCUAUUAUUUUACCACC
Molecule: messenger RNA, 891 nt
Organism: Phodopus roborovskii (desert hamster)
Lineage: Eukaryota; Metazoa; Chordata; Mammalia; Rodentia; Cricetidae
Gene: Pex39
Product: chromosome unknown C6orf226 homolog
Source: RefSeq, a predicted model, not a curated record